CUCAGGAUGGUAUAAUGACUUAAUGAAUAGCUUCCCUGCGAUCCUCGCCUGAUCCCUGUAUUUUUAUAAUACACAUCUGUCCAGCUCUUAUCUGCUCUCCUUAAUAAUAUGGGUAAAUGUAGAGUUUGCCAGGACAAGUUGACCUUGCCUUACAUCCAAUGUGCAGAAUGCGCCCCCUUUUUCAACCUGUGUCUUUGUUGUUUUUCUACCGGCUCCAAGGCCGGCGCCCACCAACCCUGGCACCCUUACAAGCUCAUUCAUGCUAACCUUCCCGUUAUCAGUACUGAUUGGAGUGCUAUUGAAGAUAUCAAGAUGUUGAACUCUAUCGAGAGGUAUGGGCUAGACUGGGAGUUGAUAUCCAGUAUGUUGCCCAACAAGAGCGAAGAACAGUGUCAGCAUCACUUCUACAAGUAUUUCGUGAACGAGCCCAUCCAAAAAGCUCUGAUAAUCCCCCAAAACACCAAGCACAACACCAAGAAGGUAGCUGAAACAAGUGGGAGUAAAUUAACAGCUGUACUGGAAGGGUUACCCAGCAGUGCGGUGGAUCAGAAGCGCGGAGACUGGGACUGUAGGUAUGAUAACAGGGCUGAGGAGGACUUCAUGGCAGGGGAAGGGGGAGAUGAAACUGUUCGGAAACUUCAGAUGGGGAUUAUGGAGAAGUACAGACAAACUCUGCGGAAGAGGAAACUUCUGGAGAACUUGUACUACGAAUACGGGACUAUCUUGUUGGAAACACCCCGCCCUCUGAACCCGCACGACACCCCACCUCAAGUAAUGGAACUGGAUCCUCCGGGUACAUUUCCCCUUCAACCAAUGCUCAAAAUGGCCAGGUACCUCACCAAGCCCCGGUUUGAUGAUAUCAGAGACAAGUGUAAGAGAGUGGAUGAGUUGAAGAGAAGUAUUAAGGAGUUACAAACAAUCCGUAAGAACGGGAUAACCUCCAAAUUUGGGGCUGAAGUUUACAGGAAGAAGAGAGGUGAACGAGAGACGAAGUAUGGCUUUAAAGAUAAUCACACUAAAUGUGUCAGAGACGUUUAUUUCAACAAUAAUUUGUCCAUAAAUGCCAGGAAAAACAACGUGAAGAUGUGGCUACGGGCGGCUACCAAGACUGUUUGAAAAUUUGAUCAGUAAAAUUCGAUCGUUCAGAUGUUUCCAGUUUGGCACAAUCCCCUUCUCAGUCACAUUCCUGAAAUACCUUCAAAGUGAGCAAGUGUUGAUGGAGUUCCCGAGCUGUCAAAUAAGUUCACAAGUCGAAUGAGACCGACCAAAGGACACUGUAAUAGCACUAUUACGCGGCAAAUGGAGAACGUUGUGCGAGUCGCAAGUCAGGUUUACUUCAACUGGCAGCAUCAUUAGCACAUCUAACAAAAAUCCUUAUUCGCCUUAAUUAGCCUAUAUGUACUGCGAAAUGUAACAUUUUGUUGUGCACAGCUUUCUGUGUGUUGAACAGUUGUUUUUGAAUAUUCACAUACCGUUUAAUGGGCACGGUGAACAUUUUGAGUUAAUUUUGUAACUUCGAUGUAAAUUGCAUUCAGAAAUUCUGAUUAUUGUGACGUUUUCAGAUAACUACAAUAGAGUCGUUGUGGAUCGUGCUGUAGAUGCGAUUCAGCACUUUAGUUCUUGCGGAUAGAACUAGAUUAAUUAUAAAAAACAGCUUGUUAGAAUGCAAUACAUUUUAAAGAUUUGUCUGGAGAGGGUUUUGUUAACAAUUCUCAAUUUAUUGUAAAUUUGUUCAGCAUUGUGGUUUUCAUAA
Messenger RNA from Bolinopsis microptera, 1753 nucleotides. Its product is annotated as transcriptional adapter 2-alpha-like. Lineage: Eukaryota; Metazoa; Ctenophora; Tentaculata; Lobata; Bolinopsidae. The transcript has a single exon. Gene Ontology annotation, cellular component: SAGA-type complex; nucleus. Bases 109 to 1116 code for a protein of 335 amino acids. Gene Ontology annotation, molecular function: chromatin binding; transcription coactivator activity. Gene Ontology annotation, biological process: regulation of transcription by RNA polymerase II; chromatin remodeling. The record is from RefSeq and is a predicted model, not a curated record.